Molecule: messenger RNA, 4597 nt
Organism: Caretta caretta (loggerhead turtle)
Lineage: Eukaryota; Metazoa; Chordata; Testudines; Cheloniidae
Gene: ZBTB8B
Product: zinc finger and BTB domain containing 8B
Biological process (GO): regulation of transcription by RNA polymerase II
Molecular function (GO): DNA-binding transcription factor activity, RNA polymerase II-specific; protein binding; RNA polymerase II cis-regulatory region sequence-specific DNA binding
Source: RefSeq, a predicted model, not a curated record
GAGGAGGCGGGCCCGGCCCGGCGCGUGCGUCAGGUUCGGUAGCGCUGCGCGAGGGGCCGGGUAAAGUGAUCAGAAGCAGCAAUAGGAGAAAUGGAGAUGCAGUCAUAUUACACGAAGCUCUUGGGAGAGCUCAAUGAGCAAAGAAAGAGGGACUUUUUUUGUGACUGCAGUAUUAUUGUGGAAGGCAGGAUCUUCAAAGCUCACAAGAACAUUCUGUUUGCUAAUAGUGGCUACUUCAGAGCCUUAUUGAUUCAUUACAUUCAAGACAGUGGGCGACACAGCACUGCUUCUUUGGACAUUGUUACUUCAGAGGCCUUCUCCAUCAUCCUAGAUUUCCUUUAUUCAGGGAAGCUGGAUCUUUGUGGGGAAAAUGUUAUUGAAGUCAUGUCAGCAGCUAGCUACUUGCAGAUGACUGAUGUGGUCAAUUUUUGCAAAACUUACAUCAGGUCAUCGCUAGAUAUUUGCAGAAAAAUAGAGAGAGAAGCUGCUUUCUAUCAGGCUGAUAGUGGAAGCUCCAGUUCUGCCAGGGAGGGCACUUCUUAUGGUACAAAGAGCCAGUGCUCUGCCUCCAUCUCUUCUCUGCAAGAAAAGGAAAGGAUUUCUGAUUGUCAGAGAGAUCCUCCCUGUGGUGAAUGUAGCAGCUGCCACCCAAUGGAACUUGUGGUGAGAGACCCUGUAAGCAGUGAUUCUCCAGAUGACAUUAAUUCUUCUCUGCCCAAAGGGGUAGUAGAACCAAAAGUAGAAUUUGACUCUGAUGAAGUGGAGGUAGAAGUGGGUGAACGACUACAGCAGUAUCCAACUCCAUUAUCUCUUGAGCAGAUGGAAGAGGGGCUGCACAGUGGCCAGGCAAUGGACUUGGCCUGUAAUAACUACCAUAUGAAACAGUUCCUGGAGGCCCUGCUACGCAACAGUGCAGCUCAAAGAAAAGAUGAUGUAGUUCAUCACUUUGUUCGGGGCUUUGAGGGUAGGCCAGAAGAUGCAGGGGUGGCCAUGAGUUCCAUGAUGGACAUUCACAGCGACUGGUAUGGUGAGGAUACAGGUGAUGUGUUAGUUGUGCCAAUCAAGCUCCACAAAUGCCCGUUCUGUCCCUACACCGCUAAGCAGAAGGGAAUACUAAAACGGCACAUUCGCUCUCAUACAGGCGAGAGACCCUACCCUUGUGAGACAUGCGGCAAACGCUUCACCCGGCAGGAGCACCUUCGGAGUCAUGCUCUGAGUGUGCACCGAUCAAACAAGCCAAUUAUCUGCAAGGGUUGCAGAAGAACGUUCACAAGUAGCCUAUCGCAGGGAUUACGUCGCUUUGGCUUGUGUGACAGCUGCACUUGUGUAACGACUACGCAUGAGGAUUCAAUGCCCAUUAACCUCAGUCUGAUGGAACCUUCAUCAGAAGGUCAAGAAAAGGGUGAUACAGACAAUGAUUGGCCUAUAUAUGUCGAAUCUGGUGAGGAAAAUGAUCCAGCUGAUGACGAUGAUGCUGAUGAUAAGCAGGAGAUCCAUAGAAGCUUAUCAGACCGAGAGGCACUUAUGUAGUAACAAAAGGAGAUUGGGCAGAUUUAAAGUGUCUCCCCUGUGAUUGGUCAUUCUACAGCAGAAAACUGCAUAUUUAACCAGUUUUGUGGAACUGUGUGUUUUUUAUUACUAAAUUCCCGUUUUGAUAGAACUGGUGGGAAGAACUGGAUUUUGGAAUUUUGAAAUAUUUUUUAACUUUUCAGUGCUGUGCACUAGAAUUCUGAGGGAAUUUCCUGUCCUGGGUGAGCAGAGGCUGUCUCCUUGCAAUCACCUGUUGUGCUUCUGUACCCUGGCUAUGAGGGAAGGAUCAUCAUGAUCGUUUGAUACUGAGUUUCCUCCCACAAUGCUACCAUAGUCCCUCAAUCCUGGUCUCAAGGGGGCACCAUCAUCUUUCUAGGAAGAGAUGUGAAGAAAAUAAAUGUAGUUUUCAUCCUUAGCCUUGGACUUCUCUAAACUAUUUUACAUUCUCGUCCCUCUUAUGCUAGGAAAGUCCUAUCUGAAACUGUAAAUCCUAACUGUUUAAUUUUAAAAGUUUAGAAUAGGAUUUGACCUGGAAACCAUGGUAAAUUACCAGGAUAAUAAAUAUGCUACAGAGGGAAGCAUAUUCAGUAGAGAAUCUUCACACGUGUUUGUUCAUAUAUGUACUUAGAGAGCAAGCUUCUAUUUUUGGGCAGUUUUCACUACAUUUCCAUCCCUGGAGAACAACAGAGCUUGGGCUAUGAUUUUUCUGGUCUAUCUUUAAUGCCCAUUAGACAAUAGUCCAGGCCUGAGAACUACACAGAAUACUUAUUCUAUGAUCUAGUAAAAUAGUGUCCAAAGUGCACUGGUCACUGAAGCAAGAGUAAGUGCACUACCCACCUCUUUUCAUAAAAUCAUAGAACUGGAAGGGACCUCGAGAGGUCAUCUAGUCCAGUCCCCUGCACUCAAGCCAGGACUAAGUAUUUUUCAACCAUUUAAAGUAGAAGUUAUAACCUAGCAAUCUAGAAAAGUGGUUUCUUUAAUAGAUUCAAUAGUCAGAUUUACUGCUGAUCUAGCUGAAGUACAAUUCCAAAGAAAAAUCUGGGCUACGUAUAUAACACCAUCCCUGCAAAGUAUUUUUCAAGAAGUCAGGUGAGACCCCUUGUAAAAUUAGAGACUCCCUGUAUGCAAACUUCCCUUUUUCUAAUGAGUUUUUUCUUCUUAUGUAGUCAAAAAAUAGUCUUUGGUGAUUCCUAUGAUGGUUUGUACCCUUUCAUUGUCUUAUGAAUUCAUCCAGGUACUGUCUCUUGUUUAAAUUCCAACUUGGACCCUACAUUUUCCUUGUUGAAUAGAUACAAGUUGGUUUUUGAAGGAGGUGAGAUUACUUUACUUAAUUUACCUGUCCAAUACCAAAUUGCUGUAAACUAUGAAAUUAGCUGAGAAACUGUAAAGAGCUCUUGGUAAGCUACUGCUAAACUUAAGACUAAAGAAGAUACAACACUGAAGGAUUCUGUGAAGUGAAGGUGCUUACUGUAUGUAGAUAGUACUUUCUAACUUUGUAAAUGUUAAUGAAAAGCAUUGUACUUGGGCCUCACUUUCUGGAUCAAGUGCUAGAACAGAAGAUUGCAGACAGACAUCACUGACACAAGAAGAUCGUCUCACUUAAAAAGACAGUUUUCCUUUCUUAUAUUUUACAGAAGACUUUACACUGAGCAAACAUAAAAUGGAACAUUUUUAUAUAAAAAGCAGCUGAUUUAAUCAGUCAUUUUCUGUAUACCUCAUGCAAUUAUUUUACAUAUUGGAUAAGAACAUUCUGCCCCACAGUUCAGCUUCUUUAUUUGCUUCAUCCUGUAGUAAGACAAUAAUCCUGGUGUGAUAUCACAAUCUACUUGUACAGAAGUGAUUCUGAUAUCACAAAUGCAGCAUUAUGACUUCAUUGCAAGAUCAAAUAGGAUGAAUAAAAAUGAAACAAGCCUCUGUUUAUCUUUAAUUACUAGCAAAGUAGCAAAAAAAACCCCAACCCCCCAAAAAAAUCAGAGGUAAAUAGAGUUGUUUGAAAUGUCUCCCCAAAACUUGAAGUCUUACUUUAAGUGCUAUCUUUCUGGAAGAUAUUGCAUUUCUUGCUGGAUUUAUUUUCUGUAACUUAAAUUGAGAGGAGCAACGCACCUUUAAAAAUAAGCUAUUUGUAUUUGUUUUUUAGUUUGUUACAAAACCUCUCCAAUAGUCCUUAUUUCAUAUUGUUUGUAAAUUGGAGUUGGUGUCUGAACGAUAAUGUCAUAGUUUCAUCAGCAUAGCAAAUUAGUAUGAGGGCCAGAUUUUCAAAAGAACUAAGCAACCACCAGCAACUCCCAUUUAGGCACCUGAAUGAGUGUCUGGAUCUACAAAAGAGCCCUGGCCACUUCAUUUAGGAGCCUAAAUGGGAACUGAGCUCUCCUGAACAUCCAAUUUCAAUUUUGGGCGCUAAACACUUUUGAAAAUCUGGCCUAUAGAGUGGGCUUCUAAAUCACAUAAGCGCUUUUGAAAAUCCUAUAUUUAAUCCCAUGAGGGUGGUCUUUUCGAUGACUUCUCUGUUACUGCUCAGCCAACCCAAGUUCACGAUGGUAUUCUCUAUCUGCUUAUCAGUUGAGCAAAGGACUUUGUGUAAGAACAUUUUAAAAGGAGUCCUCAUACUUUUGACAAUUGAGGACUGAGUUGCAUAAUGAAGGUGUGGUAGGAAUGUAAAUAGUCAUCCUAACUUUUCAUCAGCAUGGCAUCCUGAUCUCUCUGGUCAUUCUGGCAGAGAGGUGCCACUUCAGUGUAAAUAUUAGAGGCCAAUAGACUUGGAAUAUUCAUUGGAUAUGGUGCUGGAUAAUGUGUUACAAUGCAUCUUUCUGGUGAUUUAGCUUAUCAGAGAAACACUGUAGAACUAUGUUGAGGCAUGUACUAGUGAACUCUGAAAUUGUGAAGACCUUCAGAAGAGGAAAAUCGGUGCUCUUGUGAAGGCAUGUAUGCAGUGGAUUUAAGAGCUGUGGGAAACACUGCAGUGGCCUUCAGCUGUUUGAAUUCAGCCUGCUUCAUUUGGUUUUAGAAAUUUUUCUUGUGUGUCUUGUGCAUAGAGAAUGGAACUGUGUUAAGUUUUGUGUAACGUUGG